Molecule: messenger RNA, 6086 nt
Organism: Chlamydomonas reinhardtii
Lineage: Eukaryota; Viridiplantae; Chlorophyta; Chlorophyceae; Chlamydomonadales; Chlamydomonadaceae
Exons: 8
Coding region: 265-5517 (1750 amino acids)
Biological process (GO): chloroplast rRNA processing; mitochondrial RNA processing; regulation of mitochondrial mRNA stability
Cellular component (GO): mitochondrial matrix; ribonucleoprotein granule
Molecular function (GO): RNA binding
Source: RefSeq, a predicted model, not a curated record
CUUUACAUAACUAAGGAGGCGUGGGACAUACAGAGCGAUGUUUUCGUCCAGCGCCGCUUGUUAAGCAGUUCAAUCUUGCGACUUAUGAUGCUACUCAAAUGAAAAUGAUUUUAGCAUAGAAAGAUCUGCGUUGCGCAGAAGUUCUGUACAAUGUUGCCUUCUGCCGGCUCUGGCCUGGCGAGGACGGGGCUGGCGAGCCCUGCAUCAAGUGCAUUGUCUUGGGUCCAGUCCCAGCAUGUUGUGCCGCUUCCACCACACCAUAGAAUGCGGCCUUGCGCUGGGCAGGUCUCAACCAGCGCCAGCUCCAGCCUGCCCAGCGGGCCGCUGGCCAGCCCACAAACGGCGUUGCUAUCUUCAAGAACCUCUCUUCAUGGGCAGCCUGCGCCUGUCUUCGCAAGCGCCCAAUGGCCGGGGUUAGCGACGGGGAGCUCCCGCAGAUGCGUCGCGGAGGCCCCGGCUGUGCCGUCGACGCGUUCACAGCACGCAACCGUGGCGGAGCCGGACCCUCUGCCCACGCCUCUGGGUCAGAACACACAUCGCGAGCCCGCUGCUGGCCCCGCAGCUGCCUCGGAAGCUUCAGUUGCUUCGGAAAAUUACUUUACUGGGGCCGGCAACGGCAACGGUAGCGUCGGCAGCAAUGUCAGCGGCAACGGCCAGGCUUUUGCACGCGACGCUGCUCUCAAUGGGCGGCAAAGCGCGCUGCCCGCAGCCCACAGCCCUGGGCAACCCAGCACCAGCAGCAGCAGCAGAAGCAGCUCCGGGACCAGCGCCUCCACGGCUGCCCCUGCUACAGCCGCGCCGGCGGCCACGGCAGUAGCGGCCUCGUGGGGCCCUCGUGAUGUGGGUGCCGACAUUGCGCUGCUGCACCGCAUCCUGGACGCGCCCUCCUGGCAGGCCCUGCGCGACGUGCUGCUCCAGCACCAGGAGGCGCACGCAGAAGCCUGCCGCCUCGCCGCCACCGCCGCAGCCGCCGCAGUCAUCGCCUCCGACUCGGCAGCAAGCGAAGCCGCGGGCGGCAGCGCCAGCGGCAGCAGCAACGCCAGCACCUACUCGUCGCCGCCCGCCUUCACGCCUCGGCUACUUUCCACCGCGCUGCACGCCGCCAGUCGUCUGGUGGCGGACCCGCGCGGCCUCAGCGCCGGAGAGCGCCUGGCCCUGGGCGACUUCGUCCGCGGCCUGGGCCGGGCCUGCGCCGCCCUGCCCGCGCCCUCCCGCUCGUCGUCCUCGCCUGCGUGGGCUUCGCCUGCGUGUGCAACAUUAACAGCAGCGGCUGAGUCUCAGGCAGCAGCAGGGGCGCAGGGAGGAGGGAGCGGCGCCGUGACGGGCGCCUGGGCGCCGGCGGACCUGACCAUGGCUCUGCGCGCGCUGGCACGGCUGCUGGGCGGGCUGGGGGCAGACGCCGCCGCCGGGCCUGGACGCGGGCGGGUCCUGGGCGACGGAGAGGAGGGAGCCUAUUACGAUGAGGGCGAUGAAGAAGAGGAGGCAGAUGGGGAGGGGGAGGACGAGGUGGGCGCGGGGUUCGUGGGACGCAGCCCCGGCAGCCGCGGCUGGGCCGGCUCGCAGUCGUACGACGAGCACGACGCGUACGGCGCGGCGGCGGAGCACGGGUACGGCGAUGCCUUGGAGCUGUCGUACUACGGUGGUGGCGGUGGCGGUGGCAGCCGACUGCUGCCCUCCUCCCAGUCGCCACCAUCGCUCAGCCCUCAGUCGGCGUCGCAGGGGCAGCCGCAGGGGCAGUCACAGCCUCAGCCUCAGGCGGCGUCGCGCUACAGCGAGCGCGGGCUGCAGGCGGGCUGGCUGGACGGCGAGUGGCUGGAGCGGCUGCUGGGCCCUGCGGUGGAGGCGCGGCUGCAGGAGUUUGAGGGCCGCCACGUGUCGGGCGUGCUGUGGUCCCUGGCCACCCUGGGUGUGCGGCCGCGGCCCGAGCUGCUGGGCGCCCUGUGCCGCCGCGCCGCACAGCUGUGCCGCCACCAGCACCACCCGCAGAGCGGCGCCGACGACAAAGAGGAGGAGGAUGAGGAGCAGGCGGAGGAGGAGGUGGAGGCAAAGGUGCCGCUCUGGAUGGCUAUGACGCCGCAGGGGCUGUCGCUGACGCUGUGGGCGGUGGCGAGGCUGGGCUACGUGCCCCGCGCCGCCGUGCUGGAUCGCCUCACCGCCGCCUGCCUGGCAGACAUGCAGCCGCACGUCGGCAGCAGCAGCGGCAGUUUUUGGCGCGGCGCCCGUACGGGUGCCAGCGCGUGCGCGCUGGAUGUGGCGCAGCGCGUGUGGGCGCUGGCAACCCUCGGCGUACACCCGGGUGCGGCCUGGGUGGAUGCGGCUACGGACGCCUUCCUGCAAGCCGAGGCGGAGGCGGAGGCGGCGGCAGUGGCGGCGGCGGCACAGCGGCAGGUGUCGGGCCAGAGCUGCAGCAUGUUUGUGUGGGGGCUGGCGCGUCUCAACGCCCUGGCGCCGAGGAGCAGCCGCGCCCCGCAGCCGCAGCCGCCAGCUCCGCCUGGCAGUGCGCGGUCCGGCGCAGGCGCAAGCAGCCAGGCCGGUGCAGAGGAGGAGGCUGAGACGGAACAGGAGGAGGAGCGAGAGGAGGAGCGGCAGCGGGCGGAGCGCAUCGCCAGCUCGCUGACCGCCAGCACCUCGAGCGGCAGUAGCAGCAGCAGUGAAGGCAACGGCAGUAGCAGCAGGCCGGCACGCGCGCCUCGCAACGGCAUCACCAUCCGCCCCGCCGGCUUUGAGGCUGCGGUCAGUGGCCAGGCGGCAGCAGCUGCGUCCAGCACUGCUGCGUUAACACUCACGCCGCCGAAGGCUGUGGGCGCAGACGCGGCGGUGGAGGAACUGGAGCAGUGGCUCAGCGACGCAGCCGGCGGCCACGUGGCGGCUGGGGCGGGCGGUGCCAACACCACCACCACCAGCAACACCGGCAACACCGGGAGUAGCAGCACUGGGGAUGCCGGAUCUGGUAGCGGCGGCGGCGGCAGUGGGCUGUGGGCUCGCGGCCGCGCCAAGGCUCUGCUGGCGCUGCUGGCUCGGGCGCUUCCGGCCAUGGAGCCGCAGCAUCUGGCCACCAGCCUGUGGGCGCUGGCGGCGCUGCAGCUGAGGCCCAGCCAGGCCUGGCUGCAGGCGUACCUCGACGCCACGGGCCGGCGGCUGUCGCUGGCGCUCCUGCCCGCCGCCGGCGCCUCCGGGGCCUCGGCCGCUGCGGCCGCCGCAUCCGCCGCUGGCGGCGGCGCCGCUGCCGCCUCUGCCGGUCUUCGGCCGUACGGCGCUCAGGCUCUGGCCAUGACGGCGGGCUCACUGGCGCGGCUGGGCUACCGGCCGCCGCUGCCGUGGAUGGUGUGCCUCACCGAGGUGUGCCGCAAGGAGCUGCCGUCCUUCGGCCCGCACGCCGCCGUGACGCUCACGUGGGCGCUGGCACGCCUCUCCUACCGCCCACCCUCCGCCUGGACCGCCGCCUUCGCCGCCGCCACCGCCCGCCUGCUGCCCGCCAUGAGCCCCCUGGGCCUCAGCCUCAUGCUCUGGUCGGCGGCGCGGCUAGGGCUGGCGCUGCCCUCCCGCUGGGUGCGCGCCGCCGCCGCCGCCAGUGCGCCGCAGCUGCGCGCCGGCGCCGCGGGCUGGGAGCGCGCCGCGGCGCUGCUGGAGGCCCGCGACGCCGUGGCGGCGGCGCGCGCGGCGGCGGCCGCCUCCGGCAGCGGCGGCAUGGCGGCUGUGCUCGCCAAGCUGCCUCGCGCGCAGCGGCUUCAGCUGCAGCAGCAGAUGGAGCUGCUGCAGCAGCUGACGGGGCGGCAGGGGCAGGCGCAGGGCCAGGGGCAAGGCCGGGACCCGGUGGCGGCGGCGCUGCAGGCGCAGCCGCUGCCGCUGCAGCCGGCGCUGCUGGCGGCGCAGGUGUGGGCGCUGCCGCAGCUGCUCAAGAAGCGGAGUGCCCGGCCGCCGGCGGCGUGGGUGGCGCUGGCCGACGCCGCCACGCAGACCGCGGUGCGCUACACCAAUGCAAUCGCCAGUACAUCCGCUACAGCCGCUGGCGGCGCAGCUGCUCCUGCUGCAGCCGCCGCGCAUGGUACGCUGGACCCGCGCACGCUGUCCAUGCUGCUGCAGGGCUGGGCGCGCAUGCGCACGCCCCUGUCAGAGGCCUGCCUGUCCGCGGCCCUGCGGUACAUCGAGCGCGAGGCCGCGGUGGCUGUAGCAGCCGGUGCCGGCGCUUCUGCCACUCCUGCUGGUGGCGCUUGUGCUACUGCCGCGGCGGCGGUGGGGCCCCAACACGUGGUGCUGGUGCUGUGGUCGUGUGCGGUGGCGGGCGUGAGCCCUCCGCCCGAGGCCCUGCAGCGCCUGACGCAGCUGCACGCGCAGCUGCUCAUGAGGCAGCAGGGCGCGGCGGCGGCAGCAGCAGCGGCCGCAGCGGUGGCGGCGGCGGCGGCCGCCGCUGCUGCUGCUGGGGGCGGCUGCCCGGCAACUGGUGAUCGUGGUGAUGGCGAGAUGGUGCCAGCGCUGGAGUUGGAACGCAUCCAGGACGGUGUGGAGAUGCAGCGGCAGCUCCUGGCCGAGCUGAUGGUGGGCGCCGGCGGCGGCAGGCAGCAGGAGCUGGGCAUGCUGCUGUGGGGCCUGCUGCGAGCCGGCGCGCCGGCGCCGCCGCCCUGGCUGCCCGCAGUGCUGGCGGCGGUGGGGCGGCGGCUGGAGGAGUCGGCGGCGGGGGCGGCGGAGGUGGGGGCGGGGGUCGAGGCCGCCGCUGCCGUGGCGGCGGCGUCUGGUGUCACUGUGGCGUCGUCGGCAGCAUCGGCAGCGGCCGCGGCUACUGCCGCUGGCGCCGCUGCAGCUGGGUCAUACUACGGCGCGAUGAUGAGCGGCAGUAGCAUGAUGUCAGCUAGCAUGGACGGCGGCAGCGGCAGUAGCACCAGCGGCGACGUGGCGGUGGUUGCGCCGCCGCAGUGGCAGCGCCCCCAUGCGUCCCAGCCGUCCGCCGAGCUACCCGACAGCCAGCCUCGCGCCGGCCCUCGCACUUCCUCCUCCUCCUCCUUCACCCCCUCGUCAGCCUCCUCCUCCUCCUCCGUGUCGCUCCUCACGGUGGCCACGCUGGCUCGCGCCUGCCUGGCCUGGCGCCUGUACCCGGGCGACCGCUGGAUGGCAGCUGCCGGCACCUGCCUGGAGGCGGGCGCGCUGUGGACCGCACGGCGGCGGCAGCGGCGGCUGGCCUUCGAGGCGGAGGUGCGCUACCUGCUGACAGAGCUGGACGCGCUGGGCGGCAGGCGGCUGGAAGAAGGGCCGGAAGGAGGGCCGAUAUUGGGUGCGGGAGUGGGGGUGGGUGCGGGAGUGGGGGUUGGCGUGGGUGCGGGGGUGGGAGAGGGGAGGGGGAUGGGAGCAGGGGUGGGGGGAGGGGCAGGGAGAGGGAGGCGGCGAGGAGGAGGUCGGCAGGAGGAGGCGAUUGCGGCGGCGUGGGCGGCGGCGGACGUGGCGGGCGCGGCGCUGGGCAACGCGGUGGCGGCGGUGGCGGCGGGGUCAGCGGCGGCGUGGAUGCAGGGGCUGGUGCACUGGUGAGGAGGCGGGCGCAGUGGCAGGCACGGCUGCAGGUGCUGCGGCUGCAGGUGCGUUUGCGAUUUCGUGGCCGCAGCGGGGGCUCUGGCGGACCAGCACUCAUCAGUGGGCGCUCAGGCGUUUGGGGUGGCCGGCUGGGUCAUACCGUAUGGGGCGUCAGUUCCUAGGGAGCCGGGGGCCGACCUGCUUAGUGAGCAUGUGCGGCGCUGGUUGGACUUAAACCGCACGUUGGUACUGCACGGCGGCAGGAAGUGGUUACUGCACGGCGGCAGGAAAGACUCGGAGGUCGCACUUGGCUAGGACUCGCUGGUCGCACUGGGGGCGGGCUUGCAGGUGUGUGCUUGUGUGGGCGAAUUGCGAAGGGUUGCUUGCAUGCACGCGUUUUGUGGUUAUGUUCUGUUGGCUGCCAGACGCAGAGCCAGAGAGAGCAGGAAGGCACGGUCAGUGGGUUGGAAGGUGCGAACGGCGAGUGAGGAAAGGGUAGGUGUUGUGCGGAAUUGGUGAUUGUGUGGACAAAGGGAGGGGCCGUUCGGUGGCGCUACCGGGAUGUGCCGCUGUAAUCGUAUUCCCGC